GUGGAGGAACCUUCAAUGGCUCAAUCGGUCGCCCAAGGACAGGGGCCUGUCAGGAGACCGAGCUGAGAGUUGGCCCUCCUCCAACUUGGCGUUCUCGAUUUUUAUCUUCCGUAGCAGCGCGCCUCGUGUCCCUUUCUUCUUGUUUUUGCGCUUCGUUUCUCGCGUCCAUUCUUUUCCCUCCCGGAACUGACUCUCGCUUUCUCCGAAUGCCGCGCGCCGGGACGCAAUAGCAGCAACACCCCCCGUCUGUCGACGGCCGUCGUCCACCGCUUCUGACGGCGCAACCCACCGAGCAUCGAAGGACUACCUCGGUACCGGCCAGCACAUCGUCUGCCGUCGCCAAGAUGAACCGCCUCGGGUUGGCGGGCACCAAAUGCAGGCGCCUCUUCACCCGCCAGACACUCUUGAUCGCGCUCGCACUAUGCGUCAUCUGGAUACUCGGUGUGCAGUUCCGCGGUGACAUUUCGCAACAAUGGUCAGAGUUCGGGUUACCAGACACGCGGACACGACCAGACCGCAUGCCGACACAUAACGUACUGCCACCACUUGCCGAACGCGUGGCUUGUCAUGGCCCCCGUGGCCAUCUGCUCGGGCAAAGCCCCGACGACGAUUUGGUGGAGAGCGAAGUGGAUGGCCCGUACCCAAUGCCUUGGGCGGGCAACUACGAGGAAACGGGCCUCAACCUGACCAUGAUGUCGGUGCGGCAACGAUACGGACCCUACGGUUUCGGCGAGGACCGCAGCGACUACAAGAGGCAAAAGGUGCAGUGGGACCAGGUAGACUGGGGCCAGCUGCAGAACGACUGUUUCCAGCGCAACCGGGACCGCUUCCCGGCCGCCGCGACCCGGUUUGACGACACUCGCAUCGCGAAGCCCCGUUUCAGCCUCCGCGAGUCCUCCCAGAUCCCCCAUAUCCGCCACUGGCACGAGUUCGAGCCAUCACGGCGCACGGCCAUCGUGAUUCGCGCCUGGCGCGGGUACAAGUACCUCCCGGAGGACAUGUACUAUAUCCGGUCCGUCAUCGCCGAGACGGCCCUCAAGACGGGCGGUGAGUACCAGGUCAUCUUGCUCGUGGACAUGAAGGACUAUGAGGGCUACGAGAACGACAUCUUCUCGUCCGAAGAUGCGUACAAGAAGGGCCUCGAGGACGCCGGCGUCCCGCCCGAGUUGCAGUCCAUCGCCCUCCUGUGGUCCGUCCGCCUGCUGGAGGAUUGGUAUCCCAGGAUAGAGGAGCACAGGACUAUGUGGCAGGUGUUCCAGCCGAUGCAGCUCCUCGCGCUGCACUACCCCGAGUUCGACCACUUCUGGCAGAUCGAGCUGGACAUGCGGUUCCUCGGCGACGCGGGCAAGUUCCUGGACCGGCUCUCGGCGACGGCGCGCAACGAGCCGCGCAAGCAGGCGCUCGAGCGGUCCAGCUUCUGGCACAUGAUCGCCGAGACGGGCGACUACGGCGAGUUCUUCGACGCGGUCAACGAGGCCAACCGGGGCGGGUCGCACGCGUGGGGCCCGAUGCGGGUGCGCGAGAUCCUGCCGAUCGGGCCCGAGCCGCCCGUGGCGGACCCGCGCGAGGAGAACUUCGAGUGGGGCGUCGGCGAGGAGGCCGACGUGGUCACCACGUCGUACUGCAUGGACGCCAACAUCCCCAACGAGUGGGCCUUCAAGACGUGGAUCUACGGCCUGCGCACGGGCGUCAAGACCCCGCGCUUCUACUGCCCGCCCGCCAUCCAGCGCGGCUCCCGCAACCUCUACCUCGCCAUCCACCAAGCCCAGCUCGAGCUGGGCAUCCGCAUCCCCUCCGAGGCGACCCUGCCGUCCUUCGCCCUCUGGCACGGCCUCAAGCUCAGCUUCCCGCAGCACCCCGUCUUCCACCGCGACAAGGACGACCACGAGAACCGGCGCGGGUGGUGGCGCGGCGGGCCCCGCGCCAGCUCCACGGGCCUCGGGCCCGACGCCGCCGCCCACCCCAACGGCCGCGGCCUGAGCUUCUGGUGGGAGUCGACGUGGGCCAAGAACGUCUUCAACGAGUGGUACGGCCGCAAGCUCGACGCCGGCAAGCCCCGCCCCUGGAUCAUCAAGGAGUGGGACGGCGAGCUGUGGCUGCCCAACAUGAUGCUCCAUCCCGUCAAGCACGUCGCGCCCAAGUAAAGAGGUGGUGACGCCGUACGCCGUACGUAAUGAGGGGUGAGUGGGUGGGUGGCAUGGAAAGGGAAAAAGGGCCGGGAUCUAAUGGCGGGCAUGGGUCAUGUCCGGUGGGGCAAUGGAGGUAUGAGGGGAGACGUGACGAUUUUUGCAUGGUCUAUCAUCUGGCGUUGUCGUUUGUGUCAUGGGGGAGAAGGGAGUUUGAGUUUUAGAGGCUGCCUUCCAUUGCUGGGUUGCUUGCUUGGGUCCGGACAUCCAUGCCUGUGGUCGCAUAUUCGUAGUAUAUAUCCGGUUAAUCCUAUUGUGCUUUUCCUGUUUUUUAUUUUGUUCUUGUAUCUAGAUAAGUAGCAAGACGAUGGUUAUCUGAG
Molecule: messenger RNA, 2506 nt
Organism: Chaetomium fimeti
Lineage: Eukaryota; Fungi; Ascomycota; Sordariomycetes; Sordariales; Chaetomiaceae
Exons: 3
Coding region: 345-2144 (599 amino acids)
Source: RefSeq, a predicted model, not a curated record